Molecule: messenger RNA, 5299 nt
Organism: Scleropages formosus (Asian bonytongue)
Lineage: Eukaryota; Metazoa; Chordata; Actinopteri; Osteoglossiformes; Osteoglossidae
Product: AP-1 complex subunit gamma-1-like
Biological process (GO): intracellular protein transport; vesicle-mediated transport
Cellular component (GO): membrane coat; Golgi apparatus; AP-1 adaptor complex
Source: RefSeq, a predicted model, not a curated record
CGCCGCCAUUUUGAAUGUCAAGUUUGUUCCUCCCUCCGUCGCCAAGAGCGAAGAUUCCAGUUUCUUUCUGGUGUCAGCACGACUGAGGAUGCCGGCUCCAAUCAGACUCCGGGAGCUCAUCCGGACAAUCCGGACGGCUCGGACCCAGGCAGAAGAACGGGAGAUGAUCCAGAAAGAAUGUGCUGCUAUUAGGUCAUCUUUCAGAGAAGAGGACAACACAUACCGCUGUCGAAAUGUUGCUAAGCUACUCUAUAUGCACAUGCUGGGCUACCCAGCACACUUUGGUCAGUUGGAGUGCCUGAAGUUGAUUGCAUCUCAGAAGUUUACAGACAAGCGAAUAGGUUACCUAGGUGCCAUGCUAUUGCUUGAUGAAAGGCAAGAUGUACAUCUUCUAAUGACAAACUGCAUCAAAAAUGAUCUGAAUCACAGCACACAGUAUGUCCAGGGCCUGGCCUUGUGCACUCUUGGCUGCAUGGGUUCUGCAGAGAUGUGUCGAGACCUGGCUGGGGAAGUGGAGAAGCUUCUGAAAACAUCAAAUUCCUACCUGAGAAAAAAGGCAGCUUUGUGUGCGGUCCAUGUCAUCAGGAAGGUGCCUGAGCUGAUGGAGAUGUUCCUCCCAGCAACAAAAAACUUGCUGAGUGAGAAAAAUCACGGUGUUCUCCACACAUCUGUCGUUUUGAUCACAGAGAUGUGCGAACGAAGUCCUGACAUGCUUACACACUUUCGAAAGAAUGAAAAGCUUGUACCACAGCUGGUGAGAAUUCUUAAGAACCUCAUCAUGUCAGGCUACUCGCCAGAACACGAUGUUUCUGGUAUCAGUGACCCAUUUCUGCAGGUGAGAAUAUUGAGGUUACUCAGAAUUCUGGGUAAGGGUGACGAUGACUCCAGUGAAGCAAUGAACGACAUUCUUGCACAGGUUGCAACCAACACAGAGACAAGUAAGAAUGUGGGGAACGCCAUCCUCUAUGAAACAGUACUGACCAUAAUGGAUAUCAAAUCAGAAAGUGGAUUGAGGGUCUUAGCAAUUAAUAUCUUGGGACGCUUUCUACUGAACAAUGACAAAAAUAUCAGAUAUGUCGCACUGACCUCCCUGCUUAAAACGGUACAAACGGACCACAAUGCAGUACAGAGGCAUAGGAGUACCAUUGUGGACUGCUUGAAGGACCUGGAUGUGUCAAUCAAGAGACGGGCGAUGGAACUCAGCUUUGCCCUCGUGAAUGGGAACAACAUCCGGGGAAUGAUGAAGGAGCUGCUCUACUUCUUGGACUCCUGUGACCCAGAGUUCAAGGCUGACUGUGCAUCAGGGGUUUUCCUCGCAGCAGAGAAAUUUGCACCGUCCAAAAGAUGGCACAUAGACACAAUUAUGAGGGUCCUCACAACGGCGGGGAGCUAUGUGAGGGACGAUUGUGUUCCCAAUCUCAUCCAGCUCAUUACCAAUAGCUCAGAGAUGCAUGCCUACACAGUACAGAGACUAUACAAAGCACUUUUGGAUGAUAUUUCACAGCAACCCUUGGUGCAGGUGUCAUCCUGGUGUAUGGGGGAGUACGGCGACUUACUGUUAUCGGGCCAAUGUGAGGAAGAGGAGCCCAUCCAGGUUUCAGAAGAUGAAGUCCUUGAUGUUUUGGAAGGCGUCCUCAUUUCCAAUUUGUCUUCUCCUGUGACUAGAGGUUAUGCUCUCACAGCAAUCAUGAAGCUCUCUACACGUUUUAGCAGUGUGAACCGAAUAAAAAGAGUUGUUUCGAUAUAUGGUAGCAGCAUUGAUGUGGAGCUACAGCAGCGGGCUGUAGAGUACAAUGCGCUUUUCAAGAAAUAUGAUCACAUGAGAGCUGCCUUACUUGAGAGAAUGCCUGUCAUGGAGAAAACAGCAGCCAAUGGCCCCACAGAAAUCGUUCAAACCAAUGGCGAGGCAGAACCCUCUGUUUUGGACGUCAAACAUGUGCCCAGUGCUCCACAGCCCUCUGUCCAGGCCAAUGAUUUGUUGGACCUUCUGAGUGGAAACGACAUGGUGCCUGUGAUUCCAACUACUGUUCCCACAAAGCCUGCUUCUGCAGGUGGAGAAUUGCUGGACCUGCUGGGGGAUCUCUCUCUGACAGGUGUUCCAGCCUCUGCUCCUGUUCCAGUGUCCAUCUCCCAGCCUCCAUUCCUGCUGGAUGGCAUUUCGUCGCAGCCUCUUUUUAAUGAUGCUGCUGCAGGCAUUCCACCAAUGACAGCCUACAAUAAAAAUGGACUGAAAAUAGAUUUUACAUUUGAAAGAUCCAACUCAAAUCCCAAUGUAGCGGUUAUUACCAUUCAUGCGUCUAACUCCACCGAGGCUGACAUGACGGACUUUGUAUUCCAGGCUGCAGUUCCAAAGACAUUCCAGCUGCAGCUCCUUUCCCCCAGCAGUAACGUCGUCCCAGCACUCAACAAGGGAACUAUCACACAAGUUGUCAAGGUGCUCAAUCCACAGAAGCAACAACUGCGCAUGAGGAUCAAACUGACAUAUAACCACAGAGGGUCUUCUGUUCAAGAUCUGGCUGAGGUCAACAAUUUCCCCACCCAGUCCUGGCAGUGACACAUUGUUUGCUCUUAAAGACCCCACCAAACGAACUAUGGGAGAGACUGCUUCCCCCCCCCCCACCAAACUGGUCUCCUUUGACAUCACCACAGACUGCUGCUCUGGGGUGGCAUGGGGGAAACGGGAUUCUUUCUGAUACACGAUGUUGACGACGACGAUGAUAUCGACAACAUAUCUGACAGCAUAUCCAUUUACUAAAGUCCAGUUGGUGUCACCGCCAUCUCUGAUGUCUGCACUCUGUAGGCACUGCUUUCAUGCCACUGCUCUCAUGCACGCACACACAAAGCACGUGGUCUGGGAGUCCCCUGUACAUCUCUGCUUGGCCUGGGCCAACAGAAGGAUGUGCUGCUUGAAAUAAACUGUUGUCCUGGUAACAGGACUCUUGUCCCAUGUUUUUGCAAACUGUAACAAAACUGAGCUGCUUUUUUUUCUUUUUUUUUAAAAAUGUGUUCCCAUCAGAAAUUAAAUGCAGCUGAAGGUUAGAAUGUUUGCACUUUAAUCAUUUUUCUUCUGUGCAGCAUACAGGAUUAAGAAAUUAUUUCCGGCUUGGGUUCAGAUAUUCUUUUUGGGUGUUGUGGCAUUUUUCAGUUUGGUGUCUCACUCUAUUUAUUUUCUGUAAUAAAAAUGUCCAUCUUUUCUCUAACGUACAAGGUUUUUGAUCCCGGUACAUUGUUUCCUGUCAAAUAUUGUAAGCUUUCUAAAGUAUGGUGAUAAAGGUCUAAGAUAUACUUGUAAUGAAUUUGCCCAACUGCAGAUUCUCCCAGCAUUGUUUGAGUUGUCAUUGUGUUGUGAGUUUAAAUUGUCCUCAUAUUCUUGCAGCAAUAUUAUCGUUAAAUUUUGACAUUCGAAAUCAUUUAAAGUUGUUCAGAUGGGACCGGAAGCAUGAGGCAGAAUGGUGGAUGUGACUUACUGGUGGGUUCAUUUGUUCAACUUUUUUCAGUGCAAUUUCAGUAUUGGUGCACUGAAAAACUUUGAACUACCAAACCAAUGCAAAAUAACCAGUGUUCUGCCACGGUAAAGGCCUGAUUAGUUCACUUGUUUAAAUAAUAAUAUUGAGUUUUAUUGUGAUUCUCCCCCCCACACACACCGGUUUUUAAUUUCACUUGAGCAUGUUAGUUUGGGUUGUUAAGACAAUUAAUUGUAUAAGUACAGCAUUUCAGAAAAAAAUUCUCCUUGCCUUUAAAGACCAUUGACUAUGACAAGACUUGAAUUGUCAUAAAGAUGCAGUAUUUAACUACUGAAAAUGUCCCUUCUACUUACUGAAGUGUUACUGCGUGUCAUAUGUAGCGUAGCCAUAGAAAAGUUUUUGUGUGUAUGAAACCUAUUUUGAAUGUAGUUUUAUGCCUCGACUGCAGUUUCCAAAGGUCUUUUGAGGUCCAUCUCUUUGGCAUGUUUGUCUUUUUUUCCACUUGAUCAUGUUACUUUUUGGAUUAAGCACCUGUGAUCAUGAAUUUUUUUUUUUAAAAUUUUUUUUUUAUUUUUUAAAACUCCAUUUGAAUGCUGGCAAUGAAAGCUCUCAUGCAUGUGUGCAGUGGUUGAUAUUUUCCUACAAAAUGCCUGAUCAAAGUAAUGUGCCUUGUGUCAUGUGAUGAAAUCCAAAUUUCAUUCCCCUUUGUUUAAUCAUCAGGAUGUUUUUGACAUGAUCCCACUGUGUUCUGUGGUUGCAUGUCCUCCCUCCCAUAAGGAGGGUGGGAUAAUUUUGGAUCAAGUGAAUCUUCCAUGUUACUAUACAAGCAGAACUGAUGGAAACAAGGCGACUGAAUACCUCAAGCUAUGUUGUCUUAUUUGGAUUGCUCACCUGUGAGCAGUUUUUCGCAGGACUCUGUCAUUCAUUUCAACAAUAUUAACGUGAUAAAGCUUUGUGAUGCUACAAAGGCCCCCCUUUUUACUUUUUUUUUUUUUUUCCUCCUCUCCCCCCUCCUUUAAAUUCUAGCUAUCUUGAAUCACUCAGACGUAUUAUUUAUUUAGGAGAUCAAAUCAUACAUCUUGCAAUAAUGUUCUUGGGGGAAAAAUAGAAGUUUCACUUUUUGUUUUGACUGAAAAAUGCAAUAUUGAGUUCUGUAUAUUAUGAAAGGUGCAUUGAUUUCACCCCUUACAGAUUUUACAUAUAUCAGCAAUUUUUUGUUAAUCUAGAAGACGGUCUGUGGCCUGCAGGCCUCAUGUUAUCAUGUACAUUAAACAAGUUGUCUGCUGCCUGUGCAUUGUAUAUACUUGUAAAAUGAAAUCAGCCACUAAAAAUAGAAAUAUCCUAUUUAAACAGUUUGGUUAAUUAAAGACAGUUUAGAAUACAAAUUAAGUUUUCCCCUGUAGAUGAUUUCAUUUUCAGCUUUUUUCAUACUGAAUUAGUCUUAAUGUUGUUUGAAUUUAAUGUUGUCUUUGAUUUUAGGGGGACAAAAAUUGUAGUUAGGAUUAUGUUGGCACCUACUGUAACAGGUGAGGGCACAUUUUGAAAUUGCAAGUACUAUUAGUAUCUGUAAAAGCAUAAUUAAUUUUAGAACUAUUUUGACAUGUCACGUGUCUGCUGGCCCAGAUAAUCUCAUGUGACUCAUUGACAUGGCAUCACUUUUGUCUUUUUUUGACAUGGUUAUAAGGCUCCACCAGCCCUACAGAGCAUUUCUGUGGUAUUCAUCACCUCUGUUCUUUGCAUUUUUAUAGUCAUAUCUUUUACCACACUGUCCUCUUCUUAAAAACUGCCUAAGAGGACAGUGGAGUUGUAUGAAAAUUAUUGCUCCCCAUCCAUGU